Messenger RNA from Tauraco erythrolophus (red-crested turaco), 495 nucleotides. Lineage: Eukaryota; Metazoa; Chordata; Aves; Musophagiformes; Musophagidae. The record is from RefSeq and is a predicted model, not a curated record.
GAAGGCUUCGGGAUCGUUGUCUGGAUCUCAGGGCACAGCCUGCCGGAGGCACUGGAAGUGGAUUGGUUCCUGGUCAUGCCCGGUGGAAGGAGGGGACCCAGCCGGCAGCAGCUAAGCCGUUCAGCUUUGCCUUCUCUCCAGACGCUGGUUGGCGGGAGCUGCGGAAACGGUACUGGUUUGAGAAACAGGAAUGGUAGUGCCAUCAGCCUCUCUGCGCCUCCGAUCACAGCGCUGAUUACUCCAGAGCCUGUACGUCACUGCCGGAUCCCUGAACUGCCGUUGGAUGGGAGCCUUCUCUUUGAGUUCCUGUUCUUCAUCUACCUGCUGGUAGCCCUCUUCAUUCAGUACAUCAACAUCUACAAGACUGUCUGGUGGUACCCAUACAAUCACCCUGCUUCUUGCACCUCACUGAAUUUUCACCUUAUUGACUACCACCUGGCGGCGUUCAUCACAGUGAUGCUGGCGCGGAGGCUGGUGUGGGCCCUUAUCUCUGAG